Oryza brachyantha (malo sina) is the source of this 2512-nucleotide messenger RNA. RefSeq lists its product as uncharacterized. Gene Ontology annotation, molecular function: nucleic acid binding. The record is from RefSeq and is a predicted model, not a curated record. Bases 1082 to 2044 code for a protein of 320 amino acids. Lineage: Eukaryota; Viridiplantae; Streptophyta; Magnoliopsida; Poales; Poaceae. The transcript is spliced from 3 exons.
UUCGUCACGCCAUGGAAGAAGAUGGCACACAAAGGCAUCAGCGGCGGCGGAUCAUCGACCAAUGUCACGACACCAUUCCCCCAGCAGCCUCAUCCUCAGGUGGUGGAGACAUACACACGGCAGGCUAGCGAUGGCAAUCGCAGCCACAACCAUGUACAAGACUGCCUCCACCAUUCCGCUGCCAUGGCCGCGUGAGCCGGUGUAGCUUCGUCUUCGACGACUCUCUCCCCAAGGUUGCACAAGGCAUGUCUAAUAUUCGAGGAGAGCAAAGAGGCAAGAAGAGGAAGUCCCCUUGCCUGAGCAUGAAAAUUUUUGGAUCUCCGUUGAGCAGAAUGUUAGUGUCCCCAAGAUUUGAAUUACCUAGAGUACGAUUAAGGUCACCGUUAGUAGGAUAUCAAAAAUCACCAUAUGCUCCAAGAAAGAUGUCGCAUAUUGAUUUGAAUGUGGAAGUAGAAGUAGAAGAUGAAGAUCCUUGUGUUGUUCUUGUUCCUGAAGAGAGUGGUGUCAACUCUAGUAUUGAUAAGUUCCCCAGGAGAAUGCACAACAUUGGUUUGAUCCAUGCUUCGAUGUCGAUGAUGUUGUUUCAGUCGCUCUAGAGGAUGAAGAGAUAGGUGAUGCCGAUGAUGUUGUCCCAGUAACUCUAGAGGAGACAGGUCUUGACCCUGGCCACGAGAAUGUACAACCUCAGUUUGAUCCUUUCUUUCACUCUGAUGUUGAUGAUGUUGACUCAGUUCCUCAGGAGAAUACACACAGGAAUGUCGUUCUUGAUAAUGACAAACGGAGAGCAAUAUUUGAAGCUAUGCUUGUAAAGGCAAGUAAAGGAUAUUUAAAGGGCCGUGAGAGCAAGGAGGUUUCGAUGGAAUUCUCAGUGCCUAUCAGAACUGUAUAGCAUAUAUGGAAAAAAGGCAAAAGUUGUUUGGAUCAAGGCAUUCCAGUUGAUGUUGUGAGUCGAAGAUAUAGGUGUGGCAGUAAAAAGAUGGUGGUGGAUGUGUCCAAGCUUGAAGAUAUUUCGAUAUCGAACCGUACCACAAUAUAAGAUGUAGCUACCCAACUUGGCGUUAGCAAAAGCAAGGUGCAUAGAAUGAAAAAAGAAGGUGCUAUAAAGCGUGUAUCGAGAGCAUUGGAUCCUUACUUGAUAGAUCAAAACAAAAUUGAUCGGCUAAAGUGGUGUCUUGAAAUGCUUGACCCAAGGAGUGUGCCUCACAAUCCUGUUUUCAAACCACUAUUUGAUUACAUUUUCAUAGAUGAAAAGUGGUUCAACAUCACAAGGAAGACGGUGCGAUAUUACGCAGCUCCAACUGCCGCGAGUCGCAUUAGGACAAUUCAAAACAAAAACUUCAUCCCCAAAAUAAUGAUCUUAACUGCUCCUGCCAGACCAAGGUUUGACUCAAAUGGAAACUGCACUUUCUAUGGAAAAAUUGGAUGCUUCCCUUUUGUGACACACACAGCUACGAAGAGGUCAAGCGUGAACCGUCCUGCAGGGACGAUCGAGAUGAAGCCCAUCGAGUCAAUCACAAAGGAAGUAAUCCGAAACUUCAUGAUAGAAAAGGUUUUGCUGGCAGUUCGUGCUAAGUGGCCUCGUGAAGAUGCCGACAAACCUAUAUACAUCCAGCAGGAUAAUGCUCGGCCCCAUAUUGCACCCGAUGACAGAAUGUUUUGUGAGGCUGCGAAGCAAGACAACUUUAACAUCAAACUUGUUUGCCAGCCGGCAAAUUCUCCAGAUUUGAAUGUCUUGGAUCUAGGUUUCUUCAACUCCAUUCAGGCCAUCCAGUAUAAGUCAACCUCAACAACAACAGAAGAACUUGUAGCCGGCGUUGAUCGAGCAUUUCAAGAUUAUUCAGUGAGGCGGUCAAACAGGAUUUUCUUGUCUCUUCAUGCAUGCAUGAGGGAAAUCAUAAAAGUACAUGGUGGCAACUCUUUUGAUCUUCCACACAUCAAAAAAGGAGUGCUUGAAAGGCAAGGUCACCUUCCUUUGCAACUAAGGUGUGAUGCUAAGUCAGUAAAUGAUGCUAGAGUUUCUUUGGGGACAAUGGCAGAUACCUGAAGAUGAUGCUGGUCUGAAAUUUUUGGAAGCUGUUGUUAGAGUGCUACUAACUGUUGCAAGCUGCUGGAGGUUCACCUGCUUGUCUUUUGCUCAAAUAGCACCACUAAAUUCAUGUUUGCUAGAGUACUUUUUUGAAUCGAAGAAGCACAAUUAUGUACUUUUGAGUCUUUUUUUGGUGUGCUGGAGGUAGAGACCAGAUUAUCUUUUUGGUGUUAUCAUACCCAUUCUUUUUGAUAUUGUGCUCCAUCAGCUCAAAAACAAGUGAUUGUUCAGACAAUUUCCCUUUUAAGUAAUUGCUGCUUGUGAGUUGUAAGAUCAAGUGUUGUUCCUAUUGGAAUCAGAACCCUGAAGAAUUUCAUGAAGCUGGGAGUGAAAACUCUUUGGUUCAUGUCUGCACUUAGCCUACAUUGCUAACUCUGAUGAUUAAUUGAUGAUUCUGUAGUGGAGUACUCUGAUCAGAUAGCUGAU